CACUUUUAAUUCUCCUUCACCACGUAAAGAAGCUUCAUCUCGGAAAAGGAGCGCCUUGCCUUCAUAUUCUCUUGUUGAUUCGUUAAAGAGAGACACGUUUUGAGGAUGAAACUGAUUCUGCUCCUCGUUAUCUCCUGCCUCGCCUUACAUAAUGGAAAGGGAGCACCAAGGACUGCUGUGUAUAAGUUUGUGAGAUGUAACCCUAAGGGUGACCAGGCCAACUGUGUGACUCAGCAAAGUCCAGAGAUGGCAUGGAAUCCGGACCUACCGGGCAAACUGCCUGCUUCAGCUGCACAGUAUCUAGAGGCAGAGCCUGUGGAGGAUGAAAGUCCACAGAGAGAGGAAGAAGAUGAGGAAGAAGAGGGAAAGAUGGAAGAGGAGGAAACACCAAUGACCAGUGAACAGGGGGAGUCACCUGGAUUUUUUCUGCCUGAAGAAGGUUCUGGUGGUUACGAGGGCUCUGCAUUUGGAGGUGUUAUCAUGGACCAGGCCUUUGGGACUGCAGAAAGUGAGACAGGCUCUGGAGAGAAAGACAUGGACCUACAGACAGGUGGGGAUCUGAGGGUCCAAAGGCGAUUGAUCCCCAGCUGGUCUCUGGCCAGUAAGGCAAAACCAGCAGAGCAGGAGCUGAGAGAUGACCAUCUUCUGCAGCUGUAGACUCAACACCCAUCCACUGAAAGAAGCACACACAUACACAAGGCCAGCAUCUAUUUUAUUUCCACCCUGUUCACUCAGAUAAUAAAGCAAAUAUUGCAUCACCACCUGGUGGUGGAAAAAUUGGUCACUCAGAGACUGAUAAAGACCAAAUAUAUAUUUUGUAUUCUAAGUACUAUUGACAGGAAUUAUUCUUUUCAACAACUGUAAACAAAUGUACUUGUCAAAUUAAAAUAAUGGUCUGCAUAAAUGAGACAUAGACACACUUUAAUUUAGUUUAGUUCAAAUACAUAGUGAUCUAUAUUUGUGUUUUCUUGUGGAAGAGAUAUGUAAAUUGGAAUAUGUUGUUCAAUAUGAAAUUUGAAAUUUGCUUUCAAAUAUUGUAAAUACCAGUGCAAUAAGAUGGCACCAUUGCCCAUGCAUUACUCACUGUGGAAAUGUGGUUCCAACUAUGUUUUGGAGCUAUGCGGCAUGCGUUCCUUAAAACCACACACACAAAAAGAUUUAUUUAUAUUAUUUGAUCCCAUUUGUCUCAAUGUUGUGACACUUUACAUUUACCUAGAAGGGUUGUGCAGCCUAUCUUGAGAACUUCUUGUCUGCAAGGUUGAACAAGACAAUCUUGCUUGCCCAAACCCCUCAGGAAUAGAUUCAUGAAAUCUUAACCACUGUGAGCUGGAACAUAUUCAAAAUGUAUUAUGCACAUGCAUGCAUUUCAACAUGCUCUGUGUUGUCUAAUUUGCAUUUGAUAUACUUAUAUUAAUAAAGGAUUUAUAACAACAGAAUUCAGUAGUGUUUUCAGUGUAUUGUAUCCUAACCACUCUGUUUUCUGUUCUGCUAACUGUCAAUCAUGUCUCUUCGGUCAGCUGGACAAUUUGUUAGUUGCUUGUCGAUUGAGUUGAUCCUCUCCUGCUCCAGCCUUGAAUUUUAUAAUUGCUAACAUCAGGACAGAUUGUGUUUUUAUGCUGUCAUUUUAUGAUGUGAUUUUCUAGUAAAACAAUAUUUUUUGGACAAAAAAUAAAAGAAAUUGACUUCUC
Molecule: messenger RNA, 1688 nt
Organism: Seriola aureovittata
Lineage: Eukaryota; Metazoa; Chordata; Actinopteri; Carangiformes; Carangidae
Gene: srgn
Product: serglycin
Exons: 4
Coding region: 106-657 (183 amino acids)
Source: RefSeq, a predicted model, not a curated record